This is a messenger RNA of Chrysemys picta bellii (western painted turtle), 4027 nucleotides long. The record is from RefSeq and is a predicted model, not a curated record. NCBI's taxonomy places the organism in Eukaryota, Metazoa, Chordata, Testudines, Emydidae.
CUGCAUACCCAGCUGAUGGGGCCGUCUCCUCCCGCCCGGCAGGUGCGGGUCCUCAAGGAGAAGAUUGAGGCCGAGAAAGGCAAGGAGGCCUUCCCCGUGUCGGGCCAGAAGCUGAUCUACGCCGGCAAGAUCCUGAGCGACGACGUCGCCAUCAAGGAGUACAAGAUCGACGAGAAGAACUUCGUGGUGGUCAUGGUGACCAAGACCAAAUCCAACUCGGGCGUCCCGGCCCCCUCAUCUGGUGAUGCUGGGCCGGCCAGUGCCCCGGAGCCAACCCCAUCGGUGGGGCAGACGCCGGCGCCUGCAGCCGGUGCUGAUGCUGUCCUGCCCCCAGCCCCCGCGGCGCCAAGCGAGGAGAAGCCUCCGGAGGAGCCGGCAGCCAUCACGCUGCCCGAAUCCACUGCCGGCUCUGUUCCCUCUUCAGGUAGCGUGGGGCGCCCAGACGACGCGGCUUCCACCCUGGUGACCGGCUCGGAGUACGAGACGAUGCUGACCGAGAUCAUGUCCAUGGGAUACGAGCGGGAGCGGGUAGUGGCCGCGCUCCGGGCCAGCUACAACAACCCCCACCGAGCCGUGGAGUACCUGCUGACGGGUAUCCCGGGCACCUCCGAGCCGGAGAGAGCCCCGAUCCAGGAGAGCCAACCCACAGAGCAGCCAGCACCAGAAGGCGAGAACCCGCUGGAGUUCCUGAGAGACCAGCCCCAGUUCCAGAACAUGCGACAGGUGAUCCAGCAGAACCCAGCCCUGCUCCCGGCCCUGCUCCAGCAGCUGGGCCAGGAGAACCCCCAGCUACUGCAGCAAAUAAGCCAGCACCAAGAGCAGUUCAUCCAGAUGCUGAACGAGCCACUGGGCGAGAUGGCCGACAUCUCUGACAUCGAGGGGGAGAUCGGGGCCAUCGGAGAGGAAGCUCCCCAGAUGAACUACAUCCAGGUCACGCCUCAGGAAAAAGAAGCCAUAGAAAGGUUAAAGGCCUUAGGAUUCCCGGAAAGCCUGGUCAUCCAGGCUUACUUUGCUUGUGAGAAGAAUGAAAACCUGGCUGCCAAUUUCCUGCUGAGUCAGAACUUCGAUGACGAGUGAUGCAAGGAAAAAGGAAGAAAAAAAUUUUAUAUAUAAAAAAAAUUCUCUCUAUAUCUAUUCCUGUCUAUUUAAGGGGUAUGUGGGAGAGACCCCAAAUCCCCCCCAACCCGCCCCCCAUCCAGAUUGAACCAGCCCGGCCUUCUGGCUCGAGGAAAUGCUCUUUUCCCUCCUCCCCAUGGAACUGGACAGCUGGGGAUUGAGCAGCAGAACCAGCCCCUCAUCUCAGCCCUCCUCCCCCCAGCGCCCGUGCCGUGGGUGAGUUCAGCUGCGCCCCUCUCCUGCACGGUGCUCGCUCUGGGGCAGGGAGAAGGGAUUUGGGGCUGGUAGAGGGGGGCUGUGGGCUCCUCGCCCAGCCCAGCCCAAAACUUGUGUGCAGACAGAUUGCUUUGUUGUGGAGAUGACCAGCCCCUGUGGACAGGCUGAGGUACUCCACUUCCAUCCAUCACCCAGUCUCCUUUAAUGUCCCUUCCCCAGCCCCAGUUUCUGCCACUGUCCAGCCAACAGCCAGUGUUAGACCCUGUCUAUCCCCCUUCAGACCUCACAGAUCACAGCGGGCCCACCCCGCUCCCCAGCCUGUUGUGUUGGGGUUGGUUUUGCCUGCAUAGACGAGGCUAAACCAUGUCGCUAGUCUGGAUCCGUGCUGAGCAGAGCACGGACCCCUGCUCCUAGCCUAGGCCAUGUUUAAACCAACCGCCCUCCGCUAGCAGUUCCCUCCAGCUCCCUUUUAAUCUCUUGGGUACGGCUUGACGAUCAGGGAGGUUUGAGAACUGGCUUCCUGGGAGCCCAACCUAUUUUUAAGAACCCAGCUGCUCUGGCAUCGUCCCGCCCUCCCUGCGAGGCGUGCAUCGAAACUCUGCGCUGGCUCUCAGCCGCGCGGCGGAAGGCGAGGGGUGGGUGCUGCCUGCGAACAGUCCGUGCUGAGCCGGGCCAGGGCUGCCGUGAAAAGACAGCGCUGAAGCAAUGCUGCCAGCGAGAGCAGGGUUGCGGUGUUUCGCCCUCAGACGUCGGCGCCUGGGCUGUGCCGAGGGAGAUGGAAAGCCAUUAAACCCCUGCCUGCCCUUAAAGAAUCUUUUUUAAAUUACCCCUGCAGAUCAACCCCUUCCUCCACUUGUUUUAAGCCCUGUUUCCAAUUCGAUUGUAGUUUUAAGGGAACCAAAAAACAGGGUGUCUUUAACCUUGAUUUUCUCCUCCUUGUGGGAUUUAAAAAAUACAGAUUUAUUAGAUCAAAAUCUAUUUAUUUGAAACAGGGCAACUUUUACCCCCUUCACCCUGGUAAUUUAAAAAUCCGAUUCCACUCCCCUUGAAAUGCAGAUGUGCUCUGACCCACCUCCCAAAAGAUCAGAUUAAAAUCCACCAUCAUCCCACCUCCUCCCUGCUAUUUUAAUGCCAACGAGAUGGUGUUUAAUUAAACGCCUGAAAUGCCCAAUUUACUCUUGGAUCUAAACAUCCCUGCAGCUCUAGUGUAUUCUGGCUUAUCUGAUUUUUCUAGAUCAUCAUACCCGUUUCUGCGUCCCUAUUUCCUUUUCUGUCUCAUGCCCCAAAAACCUUAACGCCCCUUUGAAGUAACUCCUGAUUUUUCUGAGCCAUUCUGUUGCAUACGAAUCUUGGCUUGGGCUUCGCUUUCCCCAGCGUGCAGUUGCAAAGAGAACAGAGUAUUUGCCUCUAAAGUAAAUCCUGAAGCCAUAAAUAACUUCUAAGUUCCAUGAUAUUGCAGAGUAGCUGUGACUUUAAGGGGGUGGGAACAUGGGUUCCAAAGUGGGUGGGGACAAGCGUUUGAUAGGCCCACAUUCUUAGCUACGCCUCAAGUGAAUAGCGUCCAUUGGUUAGAUCCAGGCCUUGCCUUGUGGCCACAAUUCCAUCUUAAAGGAGCAGUGUCCUAGCAUUUGCAGUUUAUUUUGAGGUUGGUUUGUUUUCUUGGUUGUACUUAUAAAUGUUCCUAAGCAGCCGCGGGGUCUGUGCCUGCUAACCAGGGGCUCGAUCAAACUCUGGGGGUGGAGAUGGCAGAGGGGAUAGAUUUGAUGGCGCAGUAGGUAAAAAGGGGAGGAGUGGGGGUUGGGAUGGAAGGAUUACAUGCAAAUUUAAAACCAAAAGAGGGUGGUUCUUACCCACCCACUGCAUGGGGUGGGGAAAGCGGGGCUGGGGUGGGUUCUGGAAUUUGGCCUCCCCACCACACCCCAGCCUUGUCAGUCAGACCUGCCGUUUUGGGUGGCACCGCUCCCCCCUUGCCUGGCACCGCUCCUGCGGCAGCUUUGUUGCGCCUGUUAAUUUAGCAGCAGGUUUCGAGGCCCCAGGGGAGCCGCGGGAGGCUGGCCUCGAACGCUGGGGCGGGGCUGGAGUCUCAGGCUCCGUCUAUGCUGAAAACGCUGCUCGAGCUCUUCAGAAUAGACUCUCGCUCCAGUCGCUGGGAGUUAAUCCACUUCCCGGAGAGGCGGCAGCUCGGGCCGGGGCAGGAUUCGUCCACAGGUCGAGACCCCGGCUCAACUCUGGCUCCCGGGGGCGUGGGUUUUUCAGUCCCCUGCGAGAUGUAGGUGUGGCCAUGUAAAUUGUCAGCAUAGACCAGCCCUCAAGGCCCCCAUGCUGCUGAUUUAACAGAAUGGUGGGGGGGGGGUCCCCUAAAUUUCCCAGCAGCCUUAGGGGAAGGUGCUUCGGCUGGCUGGUCAAGCUCGAGGGUCCGGCCUGAUUUGUUUCAAUCUUGAGCUGGUCAGCUGUAGCCUGAACUGAGCGGGGUGAUGGGUAACCAGGCAGGGUCUGGGGAAUGAAGCAGGCCUGGCCCCUGGGUGUAGAUUUCCCCCCCUAGCUUUCAGUUCCCCCAGGCGGCCGGCCUCCCUCUCCCUGUCGAGGCUGAAACCGCUGUUUCACACCCACUGUUUUUGGGGUGCUAUGAAUGGAAUGUGAAAUAAACGAGCUGCCCCCGCCACUCGCUGACGAGGACGGGUCGAACCUCCCGAAA